CGAGUCGCGACUCGCACGAUUCCGAAACCCAUCCCACCUCGUUCUUCUUCCUUUCGCCCAAAUUUCUUCUCUGAUUUUUCUCCAAAAAUUUUCUGUUUCCUCUAAGCAUUGAUUGCCGACUACUGAUUCGGCGCUCGUUUUUCCGAUUCCCCACCCUUUUGCGGGUAUGCAGUAUCGGACGAUCUUACAAUUCAGAGUUCAUUUUAGGUUGAAGGUCUCAUUCUAGAAACCUGAGGAAGUAACUCCGAGCAAGCAGGGUUAUCUGUUUUUUCAAGUGGGCAUGCAGCUGACACUUUCUGCUGUUAGAGAGUUUUUGGCACAUGGGACUGCCAAUCAGACUAAUCAGAUACAGAUAACAAUGGCCCGAGUACAAGUUUUUGAAUGAUUGAAUUCAUGGCCCGUUCCUGUGGAAUUGUUGACCCUGGAUGGGAGCAUGGCAUUGCUCAAGAUGAGAAGAAGAAGAAGGUUAAAUGCAAUUACUGUGGGAAAGUAGUUAGUGGGGGAAUAUACAGGUUAAAACAACAUUUAGCUCGACUUUCUGGGGAAGUAACUUAUUGUGAGAAGGCUCCAGAAGAAGUAUGCCUGAGAAUGAAAGAAAAUUUGGAAGAAUGUCGUUCCAAUAAAAAAGCAAGACAGUCUGAAGACUUGGGACAAGUGAAUUUAAAUUUCCAUGCCAACAAUGAUGAAGAGGAAGUGCAUGUUGGGUAUAGAAGCAAAGGAAAGCAAUUGAUGGUUGAUAGAAAUCUGUCUAGUGAUACAAAUUUGGCUGCAAACUUGACUCCUCUUCGCUCACUGGGGUAUGUUGACCCUGGGUGGGAACAUGGUGUUGCUCAGGAUGAGAGGAAGAAGAAGGUAAAAUGCAAUUAUUGUGAGAAAAUAGUUAGUGGAGGUAUUAAUCGGUUCAAACAACAUCUGGCUAGAAUUCCUGGAGAAGUAGCACCUUGUAAACAUGCUCCUGAGGAAGUUUAUCUCACAAUCAAAGAGAAUAUGAAAUGGCAUCGUACUGGUAGAAGACACAGACAACCAGAUACUAGUGAAUUAUCGGCCUUCUUUAUGCUGGCAGACAAUGAAAAUGAAGAGGUUGAAAAAGAAGAGGUUGCUCUGCAUCAUAGCCUGGUUGAUGGUGAUAGAAGAUUGAGCAAAGAUUUGAGAAAGGCAGUCAAGGGGAUGUCUCCUACUAGUGGUUCUGAACCGUCAUUUAAAAGAUCAAGAUUGGAUUCUCUUUUUCUGAAAACCCCAAAGACUCAUACACCACAAUCUUACAAACAAGUAAAAGUAAAUACAGGGUCCAAUAAAAAAUCUGGCGAUGAAGUUUUCUCUGCAAUUUGCAAAUUUUUUUACUAUGCAGGAGUUCCUUCAGAAGCAGCAGAUUCCAUAUAUUUCCAUAAGAUGCUGGAGUUGGUUGGUCAAUAUGGUCAGGGUUUGGCAUGCCCUCGGAACCAACUGAUAUCUGAUCAGUCUCUGCAGGAGGAAAUUGCAACAAUUAAAAACUACUACCUAGUUGAUUAUAAGGCCUCCUGGGCAAUCACUGGUUGUUCUAUACUGGCAGACAGUUGGAGAGAUAUGCAGGGUAGGACUUUAAUUAACUUUUUGGUUUCUUGCCCCCAUAGUGUUUAUUUCGUUACUUCAGUUGAUGCCACUGAUGUAGUAGAAGAUGCUUCUAAUUUGUUUAAGCUACUGGACAAAGUGGUGGAAGAGAUUGGUGAGGAAAAUGUGGUGCAGGUGAUCACUGAGGAUACUCCCAGUUAUAAAGCUGCAGGGAAGAUGCUCGAAGAGAAGAGAAGGAAGUUAUUCUGGACUCCAUGUGCCACCUAUUGUAUUGAUCGGAUGCUUCAAGAUUUUUUGAAGAUAAGAUGUGUAGGAGAAUGCAUGGAGAAGGGGCAACAAAUUACGAAGGUCAUUUACAACCAAAUUUGGUUGUUAAAUCUUAUGAAGAGUGAAUUCACUGGAGGAGAACUUCUGAGGCCAGCCAUUACUCGGUCCGUCUCCAACUUUGCUACUUUGCAAAGCUUGCAGGAGCACAAGGUUGGUCUGAGAAAAAUGUUUCUAUCAAACAAAUGGAUUUCAUCUCAGUUCUCCAAAUCAGGCCUGGGAAAAGAGGUCGAAAAUGUCGUUUUAAAUGCUACGUUCUGGAAGAAGGUGCAGUAUGUUUUAAAAUCAGUGGAGCCAAUAUUACAAGUGCUUCAAAAGGUUGAUAAUGGUGAAAGCUUGUCGAUGUCAUCUAUAUAUAAUGACAUGUACAGAGCAAAGCUUGCUAUCAAGUCCAUCCAUGGUGAUGAUGUACGUAAAUAUGGACCAUUCUGGAGUGCGAUAGACCGCCACUGGAGUUCAUUGUUUUACCAUCCCCUAUAUAUGGCUGCUUACUUCUUAAAUCCAUCGUACAGAUAUCACUCUGAUUUUAUGGCGCAUUCAGAGGUGAUGCGUGGACUUAAUGAAUGCAUAACCCGGCUGGAGCCAGACAAUAUGAGAAGGAUUUCCGCAUCUAUGCAGAUUUCUGAUUAUACUUCCGCAAAAGCUGAUUUUGGUACUGAAUUGGCAAUCAGUACAAGAACAGAGCUUGAUCCAGCUGCUUGGUGGCAACAACAUGGGAUAAGUUGCUUAGAGCUGCAACGAAUAGCUGUACGCAUAUUAAGUCAGACAUGCUCAUCCUUUGGGUGCGAACACAAAUGGAGCAUAUUUGAUCAGAUAUACAGCCAAAGGCACAAUCGUUUAGCGCAGAAAAGAUUAGAUGACCUUAUCUAUGUUCACUACAACUUGCGGCUUAGAGAACGCCAAUCAAGGGAAAGGGUCAACGAAUUCUCUCCAGACAAUGUACUCGUAGAAUGGUUACUAGAUGACUGGAUUGUAGAAGCGGAGAAACAAGCCUUGCAAGAAAAUGAGGAAAUCCUUUAUAAUGGAACGAAGCAGCUUGAUGCUUAUGAGAAUGAUUUGGUUGAUUAUCAAGAUGGAACUGCAGAGGCUAGAAAGGGAUGCCUUGAGCUGGCCAAUAUGGCCGAUAUAAAACCCUUGGAUGUUAAUCCUGCAAAUUCCGGCGCUGCCACUGAUGAUGAUGAUGCUGCUGACAUAGAUUUUCUUGAUGAUGAUUUGAGUGAUUAGUCGACUCUUAUGGUUCAACUAACUCGGAAAGAAGUAAUGUAUCUACAUGAUGCUGUUACAGUAAUUAGAUUAAAGAUGAUGAGAAGUUCACUUUGUAGAUUUGCCAGGCAGCUUCUCUCUUUGUAAUCCAAACAAUCAAUAUAAAGAUGCCUCUUUUACACUAAA
Messenger RNA from Corylus avellana, 3261 nucleotides. RefSeq names its product hAT dimerization domain-containing protein. The record is from RefSeq and is a predicted model, not a curated record. NCBI's taxonomy places the organism in Eukaryota, Viridiplantae, Streptophyta, Magnoliopsida, Fagales, Betulaceae. Gene Ontology annotation, molecular function: protein dimerization activity; DNA binding.